GAUGGAGACAGAGAGGGGGAUUACCUCGGAGGGAAAACUUUUCCUCCUUUGUUUUUUAAGUGCCGUUUGCUCCAGAGAAGGGGAGAAAAGAAGAGAGAGAGAGAGAGAGAGAGAGAGAGGGCAGGCCGUGUGAGAGAGGCUGGUUCAGGUUUUCCAGAGAGGAGGACCCGGUUCAGUGUGGAGUCACCGACGGGGAGCUUCAACGGUUAAUGUAGCCCCGGAGUUGAGCUGCUGAGCGCGGAGAAUGGAAACUAGCUAAACCCGCUCACAUCUGCCGACGGAGCCUGUUUGAAAAAGAUUUGCAUAAAGCAGAGAGAGGAACAAAACGAUGCCGCUGCUGUCGGUUUACUGCAGCUUGUGAGGUUUAAAAAGAGCCCGGGGACGAGUUGAGAGAAAACCGGUUUUCCCUGGUACCUUAGCGCUGCUUUUGUACCAGUGAAUGGUGGGCUGUUGUUCCUGCCUGACAGGGACAAGUUCACGUUACAAGUGGCGGACACACAGACUCAACGGUUUGACUGAGUUGCAGCUGCACAUACAGGGCAGCUUGAAGAAGUCACAGUUGACCUGAAGAUUUCACACCUCACCUUUACCUCUUGUAUACUUGGCUUCUCUGGGUGAGUCACCAAACCUGCUCAAAUGGACUUGAGAUAACGCCAAUUGAAGUUCUUCUCUCAUCCUGAACUUCAGCCGGUCCCAGAGCCUUUGACAUUCAACCAGAAUGGCAGAUCCCACUGGGCUGAGCUCAGAAGGGGCGGGGGCAGGUAUGGCAGAGGUUGACGCCUGCAGUUUGGAGAUAGAGAGGAAGUAUGAUGUCAUCCCCGCCGUCAUCUGUUCAAUGUGCUGCCUGUUCGGCAUCAUCUACUGCUUCUUUGGUUACCGCUGUUUCAAGGCUGUCAUGUUUCUCUCUGGCCUGAUGUUUGGCUCUGUUAUCAUUUUUUUGCUGUGCCACAAGGAACAUGUGCUGGACACCCAGCUGAGCGUCGAGGCCAGCGCAGGUAUCGGCCUCGGUAUAGGCCUCCUCUGUGGCCUGGUCACUAUGCUGGUGCGAAGCGUCGGCCUCUUCAUGACCGGCCUGCUGCUGGGCCUUCUCCUGGCUCUCGCUGCCCUGCUGGUCACUCACCAGUUCUACACACCGACCACGGUCUGGGUGCCGCUGGGUGCUCUUUUGGGAACAGGCAUGCUGUUCGCUGUGCUGACACUGCAAUGGCAGAAGCUCUUCACCAUGCUGUCCACUGCUGUGUUCGGGGCAGCCAUCAUGACAGUGUGUGCUGAUUACUUUGUGGAGAUGCUGGCUCUGGCCACACACGUGUAUGACUGUUUGCGCCUCACUCCAGGACCAGCGCUCUGCUGGUACAGCUGGGUCAUUCUAGGCAUCUGGCCUGCGCUCAGCCUCAUAGGAGUACUGGUCCAGUGGAAACUGACUGAUGACACCUUCUCACACACUGAGGUCGUUAUCAGUCGGAGACAAAAGAGAGUCCAGCUGAUGCGGAUUCGAGAGAAGGACGCCAAGAAGCGACAGCAGGCAGGUGGGCAGGAAGGCACUUACCGUCGUAAACCCACCCCAGUGAAACGUUACGCUGGGGAUCUACUGGCACCGAGCUACCUGCAAAGUCUGCGGGACAGACAGAUGGGCACCGGCACUUCCCUUAGCAGCCUGGGCACCGCCAACCACACCAUGAUCGACUUGGACUACGACACCGGGUCCACCGUGCCUCUCACUGCUACCACUCCAGUCGUCAGGGUCUGAGCAACGCACAGAUAAGAAGGGACUACGUAGUGCUCUCUGGUUCUCCAACGGUGUCUUUCUAACGUAGAGUAGAACCUGUUAACUGCUCCGCUAUAUAAGGGCUUUUAUUGCCUUUAAAUUGGUUUGAAGUGAGGAUGGACUUUUCUCCAGAGUCAGUUCUGGGUGUUCAGUGAAACCGAAUGCUGCUUUCUGGGGAGAAGUGAGAGGUGUCAGGCUCCUGUUAGAUGAUCCUAAAACCACUGCAACCACUGUGCUUCUCAGAGAAACGCAAACUAACAAAAUACGGUCACCCAUUUCCACUCAUAAUGUAUUGAAUACAUAACAGCAAGUUUGAGCCUCAAAAACAGAUGUUUUGGUAGUGAAUAUGGCAAAGCAGUUUGUUUGACAUUACGUGUACUGUACUUAAAAAGUUAGUCAUUGCCAUGAAGUGUUGUGCUAUUACUUGUCUUUCUGUUUAACUGUGUGGUCGUAGGAUUUGUGGGCAGUUAUCAUUAAAGUGACUUUUAUUUUGUGUAUUUUUUUUUAAGAUGGAGUUUGGUGAGAAAGUAAAAUCUGACGUGAAUAUGUGGAAAUGAGGAUCGUUUUUGCAACGUAGCCCCUGUCAGAACACAAUAGGUGAAGAAUUUAGUCUGUCGUGUAUGCUUGUGGAGUCAAUUUUUUGUAAUUUAAUUUAUAUAAUGACCAAGUACAUGGUAGUGUUGGGGGGAAAAAAAGGACAAAAAACAAAGCAUGUUUGUUGUUAAUUUGCAGAUUUUUAAAUAAUUAUCCAUUUGUUGUUUGAAUUUUUCAGGGGCAACGCACUUGUUUCCUGAAUCUGUAAAUACCUGUUGAUAGAAAUUUCAAAGAUAAAUAAAUUUGUUUGAUAGAAAAGCAAGAA
Amphiprion ocellaris (clown anemonefish) is the source of this 2624-nucleotide messenger RNA. Its product is annotated as transmembrane protein 198-like. The transcript is spliced from 6 exons. NCBI's taxonomy places the organism in Eukaryota, Metazoa, Chordata, Actinopteri, Pomacentridae. The record is from RefSeq and is a predicted model, not a curated record. Bases 719 to 1747 code for a protein of 342 amino acids. Gene Ontology annotation, cellular component: plasma membrane.